AUGGCUCUUGUUUUGAGAAAAGAAUUACAUCAAGAACGUGGUCUUCAAAGACCGGGUGAUACUCAUUGGGGAUCACAUUUCAAAACAUUGGAUAACUUUCUUGUUAUUUUCUCAUCUAUUUUUCAUGUGCUUGAAGUGAUUGAAAUUGAAGGUUCUACCUCAAGUGAUAGAAAUCAAGCGGAAUAUCUUUUGAAAAAUGUCAAAACAUUCAAAUUUGUUUUUAUGCUUCACUUGAUGUUGAAAGUGUUGGCCAUGUCAAAUGAGUUGAGCAAGAUUCUACAAAAAAAAGAUCAAGAUAUUGUUAAUGCCGUGGAGUUUCUUAACAUCUCAAAGAAAAUAUUGCAAAACAUGAGAGAGAAUGGGUGGGAAUCUUUGUUGAAUGAUGUUUCUUCAUUUUGUGAUUCACAUGAUAUCUUGAUUCCCAAAUUAGAUGAGCCUUAUUUUCCCAGAAAAUCAAAGCGUAAGUGUUUAGAUGUUUGUUAUUCGUACCACUUGCAUGUUGAAAUCUUUUGUGCGGUGAUUGAUGUGCAACUUCAAGAGCUUAAUGAGCGUUAUGAUGUAGUGAGUAGUGAUUUGCUUCUUGGGAUGGGUAGCUUGAAUCCUGUCAAUUCUUUCUCUAACUUUGACAAAGGUAGAAUCAUGACUUUAGCAAAGUGUUAUCCAAGUGAGUUUGAUGAUAGAAAGCUUCGAGAUUUGAAUUACCAACUUGAUAACUUCAUAAUUCAUAUGCGAGGUGGUAAUUCCAAGUUCUCCAACUCGCAAGGAAUUCGUGAUUUGGUAAAGGCAUUAGUUGAGGCAAAUCUUGUAGAAACUUAUUCACUUAUUUAUUUACUUCUGAAGUUGACUUUGAUUUUACAAGUCGCUACGACAACUGUUGAGAGAGCAUUCUCUUCCAUGAAGCACAUAAAAAAUAAAGUGUGA
This is a messenger RNA of Capsicum annuum, 921 nucleotides long. RefSeq lists its product as uncharacterized. Bases 1 to 921 code for a protein of 306 amino acids. The transcript has 2 exons. The record is from RefSeq and is a predicted model, not a curated record. NCBI's taxonomy places the organism in Eukaryota, Viridiplantae, Streptophyta, Magnoliopsida, Solanales, Solanaceae.